This is a messenger RNA of Cadophora gregata, 6470 nucleotides long. RefSeq lists its product as uncharacterized. Gene Ontology annotation, cellular component: exocyst. NCBI's taxonomy places the organism in Eukaryota, Fungi, Ascomycota, Leotiomycetes, Helotiales, Ploettnerulaceae. The coding region runs from base 68 to 3208 and encodes 1046 amino acids. Gene Ontology annotation, biological process: exocytosis; Golgi to plasma membrane transport. The transcript is spliced from 5 exons. The record is from RefSeq and is a predicted model, not a curated record.
UGGCAACAUUAUUGAUACGAGGCUAGAGUGAUCAACGACCGAGAAAUACGGGCAACGAUUUAUCGCAAUGGCGGACUACGAGCGUACCGUCUUGGAGCACUACCAGCUCUCUACCGCGUAUCCAGUGGAAUGGCCUGCCGAGAAGGAUAUGAGCGAUGCUUCAGAUGAGGAGGAAACAAAGCCUGCGCGAGAUGCCGGGAUCAGAAGGUCGAAGUCGAGAUACUCUGCGCUGGAGCGGGCUGCCAGUGACAGGAAAAGCAUUCUGCCAGGAUCCCAAAGAGGAGACAAUGGCGUCGAGACCAUGGUGCAAAGGGACGAGCCUGAUCCCUUGGGCACGACGGACAGUGUCGUUAGGAUUUUACGGCAGCUGGGUCUGCCAGUACAAGAGGAUCCCAGGCUACGGAAUCGAUUUCUCCUAUCUUCGACGACUUUCUCCCCAGCGCUGUUCCUCUCUCAAGUUCAUUCUACGGCUUCUACGCAAUCUCUUCUAGAUGGUUUAGAUGUUCUUUCGAGGUCAAUUGACCAGAAAUCAGCUUCCUUGAAAGUUUUAGUCGAGUCUAAUUUCGAGCGAUUCGUCCGGGCGAAGGCUACCAUCGACAAUGUAUACACUGAGAUGAAGUAUCGUGGUGUAGAGCCGCCUCAGCCACAGCCACGGCGGACACAUUCACGACAUGCCAGUAGAAAUAGCUUCCGGACAAGCAGUGGAAACCAAGCGGCCAUGGCCUUGUCAACGCCAGAUAUUAGGAAAAAGAAUGCAUUGACGAAAGAGAGUGAGUAUGGAGUGCUGGGAAUCAAAACACCACUUCUGGAUGUCUCUGCUAAGGCAGAAGAAGUCUGGGGUCCUGCACUUGGCGGGCGCGAGAAGGAAGACAGUCUGAAAAUCAUGGGUGGCACGGUCGAACGAUAUAAGGAGUUGUACGAGGUCGGCGCAGCUAUCACAGACAGUAUCAAGCGGAAAGACUAUGAGAGUAUAGUGGAAGAAUAUGCAAAAGCACGGCGUUUUGUGGAUGAUGCAAGAAAACUGUCGGAUGCUCUGGGAUCCACUCCUCCAAGCGACAUUCAGAUAUAUCAGUUGUUACUUGCAGCACGUGUCUGGAAUGAUGUUGAAGACCAGAUUGAAGAUUUCAAACGCGAAAUUUGGAGAAGACUUAUUGCAAUGCAAAGUGUUUCGACCCGAACUAAUGUAACAGGUGGCCCCCAGGAUCAGCAUAUGGAGCUGAUCGGUGUCUUACUUGAGCUUGGUGUAACUGACAAUCCAAUUUGGGUGUGGCUGCUAAGUCGAUACGAUCAUCUUAAGAGUAAAAUCCAGACGACUUCUGAGCGCUCCAAAAUUGAAAUCGAAAUUUCACGAAGACGGCUCGCAAAUAGCGAGAGGCCAACGACACAGAUCAUAGCAUCGCAUUUGAGAUCACUUGGCCGACAAACCGUUGAAGACAAACCUACUUCAGUGGACUCAACCGAGAUCAUCGAGCUCUGGGAGAAGAUGCACAUGUUCCUGAGCACGAUGUUGGGUGGUGACGGUAUUCUUGGGGAGGUUGUGGAAUUCUGGCAAACAGUUCAGAGUUUCAUUGACGGAAAAGCACAAAAGGCUCUUCCUGUUGGAAUCAAUGGAGAAUCUCGUCAACAUCACAGGCUGUCUGACCAAGGUACUCUCGAUUUACAGAAGGGAACAGUCGAGCUGAUUGACAUGAUCAGGGAGAGUAUCUUUGCAUUCUUCUCCGAGCCGCCAAUCGAAGAUAUUUCCUCCCUGUUUUCGCCAUUACCUCCAACUCCUCGGACUCCAUCAUCGUCUGCAAAUGGGCAGCUUACUCCAUCUGCGCUUCGAGAUACCCGGUUUAACCUAGAUCCAAAUAACUUGCCACCACCAUCUCCAAAGAGAGGCGAGGCGUGGGAGAAGCAUGCUUUCUGGCCCCCUUGGUCUAAUUCACUAAGUGGAGUACACUACCUGGGGAAACUUUUGGUUCUAGUGGGUACUGGUGCGAGCGAGAUGGCUGCAAUUGCUCCUGUCGGCAAUGGCGAUGGCUCUGCUCUCGAGCGGUUGAAGGGUCUCGUUGGCGAGGCUCGGGAAAGAUGUGUUAUUGCCAUCUGUGCAGCAUGGAAUAAAGACGCUGAAAAUAUUAAAGUGCUUGAGGACUGGAGACGAUCUCCAGAGAAACGAGAUCUUACCAGGAUGCCUGCUUAUUUCGGCGCUUUCGAAAGUGCUGUGUUGACAGGUAUGCAGAAGAUUCUGUACAUUUCCGAAGCGAUGGCCAAGUCAGACUCUACGAACGUUGUCUUCCCACCGCCAGCAAAACUUCUGCAGAUGGUUCGUAGUCAAUUUGUGACUACACUUUACAGAUCCUUAAGCGGAAUGGUUGAGAAUGCUGAGAAGUCAGUGAAGAAGGCUGAGGAUGACUGGACAACGGACAACGAUGGGCUUGCAAGCCCAGUGGCUAUGGUAGUUGCUACCAGCAUUGGAGCCGGAACUGUCAAUGCCAGUGAUCGGAACGUCCGCAUGCUCUUGACUUUAAGCAAUCUUCAAGCACUCCGAACAGACGUCGUCCCCAAUCUGACUACCCAGUUCGAAAAUGCCUUCUCCGUCAAGCUCACCGAGGAAACUAAAACCAUCCGUGACGUCCUCGGGCAGAUUGACGCACGUCUAUUCCAAUCAUACACUCGACCCUCAGUUAAUGCUCUUAGCGUCACCAUCCGCGAGGGCAUUUCAUCUCCCAGCUGGCCUCCCCGGCCAAAUGAGAAGCCCAAGGAGGUUCGUUCAUAUGUUUAUGAAGCACUUCUUAGCCUUGUGCUGGUACACUCUCAAGUAUCCACCACAGCAUCAACGCUCACUGCACAAGUCCUGUCCUAUCUCCUUGAGCAAACCUCGCGUGAGCUCCUUGAAGCAUUUAAGGCCCGUCAGCGGUAUAACCUUGCAGAACUCAUGCAAGCAACGCUCGACCUGGAAUUUGUAGCCCAAACUCUGAAUCAAUACACGACAGAGAGAGCAAGCGAGAUACAAAGCCAGAUUUACCAAGAGUUAGACAAAGGCACUGACAAUGACGCAAGAAGCAAACUACAGGGCGAGCUUCCCGAGAUGAGGGCUGUGCUCAAGAGGCUGAGAGAAGGCAGCAGGAGCGAGUUUGCUUGCUUCAAGAAGUCGAGGCGCCAGGAAAGGCCACCAGCCGUACCAGCACCAUCUCAGCCGCAGUCACAGGAAGGCCAAAUGAUCUAAUAGAGAAACUAUCAAGAUGUUCCCUUAGAAAUACUCUCAGCUCUAAAGAUAGUCGAGUUGUUUCCCCUAAAUGCUUCCGUAGGCCCCUCGGGCAAACUCAGUCCAUGUACUUGUUGUCAUUCAGUGUCUUUUAGUCGCUGCCACAUUAUACAUUUCAAUCCCAGCAUGAGAAGACGUGGCUAGAUGGCUGACUGUCUGUCAGCGUAACCUCGUUCAAAGUGAAUCAUGAGGUGCUAGUUGCUCUCAAGGUUCGAACAACCGGUGAUUCGUAUGUGCGUGCUGCCUGUGGUUUUUAUGGUACAAACUGCAUGAUUAUGUCACAUGCGAGGAAACAUAUUCAUCAGUUUAUUAAUUGAUUCUCUACUCUUGAAGUUCCUAAUAGCCAGGUUUCAUGAUGCUAUGCUUUCUCAGAUGCUUUCCAGGGAGUGAGAAAUGCGGAUCUACUGGAAUGUCCCUGUACAGGAUAUCUCCAGGAGCAGCUGUAAAAUGAAGUCUGCCAAGCAAGUGCUUUAGACUGAUCACAGGUAUUUCGCAUAUCGUUCAUUUUCUUAUCACAGUGUCACCCGCCCAUGGGGAUUCUGGAGAAACUAUCAGCGAAUCAUCCUGGCAAUGGUUUCUUUCACGACGCAAAACUGUCAGUGGACGGAGAAAGUAUGAUCUCUCGGCCAAUGACAAAGCCACGACCCACGCGACAUAUACGAGUCAUUGUCGCAGGACAUGAAUAUAGUCGCCCAGUUAGGCACCUUUUGAGCCACAAGCAUGCCAAACCGGGUGGGUAAAGAGGCUGAAGGUCGCUCGCCACCGGGUUAGCGCCUUUCUAAAGGGAAUUGAGACUUGAAUCUUUCUCUAUAAAUAUAGACAGACUCGUUGUCUCGAAGCCUUCUCUGAUUUCAUUCCAUAUCGCAGAUCUUCGAAACACCAACUUGCAUUCGAGUGUCAUUCUUCGACUUUGCAAAGACUUUCCUACACUUCCGCUUCGUAUUAAAACAACAAGGAGUACUUCACACUCUUUUUUAAACACUAAAAUCUUCAGGACAAGUUCGCGUUCUUUCAAAUAUCAAAACUUCACAUACGUCCUCUUUCCUUCAACAUGUCGAAUAACACUUCCGUCUCCUCUUCUGGCUUUGCCGCAUGGCGCUUCUCUCAUGAGACCAGUCGCUAAUUCCCCUUCUUCAAGCUCUGAACGGUCUGGCCCUGACUACCGCCUUGCGCCAUUGGGUCGAGAGACGGUGGAUCAAAGCGAUCAAAAUCAACCAGCCAAAUCUCAGGGCCGACAAAAGAGGAUUGAGAAGUGGCAGACGCUUGACUUUGCUGCGGCUGCUCCCCCUGGUCCGUCUCGAUCAAUUAUACGAGCUGGUUCUUGCACCGACGUUACGCCUCGUGGACCUCGGAUUUUACAACAGUCGUCAGAGUAAUAAUCCAAACUUCAACAAUGCUCAUCAUACAGCUGCUCGAGCCCAAGGCCCAGGACGUCCAAUUGGCAUGAAUGGAUUGUCCAGAGGUGUCAGCAGUUUGGCAACUGGAGGUCUCAGAACUCUCCCAGCCCAAGAGCCAAGGUAAUUGCCCUGUAUAUCGAGCCAGUCACGCAUGGCUAACAGACAGUAGUGUUCCGUUGACAUUAUUUACCAAUUUUGGGAAGCUUCCGGCUGAGAUUCGUCUUAAGAUCUGGGGUCUAGCUCUCAAUACUGAGCGCGUUCUAGAAGUCAUCUGGGAUGGUGCUGACGAGGAUCCUAAACACGCACGCCACUACCACUAUCGCAUAUCCCCACGUUCGGGCGCUCGACCAGCACUGAUGGACGUAUGCCACGAAUCACGAGCUGAGGCAGAGCGAUUUUACCUCUUUGUAGAUUUCACCACUACCAUUCAAAAUGCAGAUCAGGACUUCAAGAAGUGUGGUCCAAUCAUGACCUACUACAAUCCAGAGUGGGACAUUAUUCUAUUCGGUGAAUACUCAUGCAUAUGGUCAAUCGUCCGUGUCAUCCAGGACCAACGCCGUGCGAAUGUAGACAUCCACCGCAUCGCCAUUAUGAGCAGUGGUCAGCUUUUGAGAUGCCACGAUUGGAAUCACGAUGGUCCUAUCUAUGGCCCUGACCAGACGGAAAUCGACUAUGGCUAUGCAAUCGCUGGAGGAUGCACUGUUAUGCAGGCUCUCCACGGAAUCCAUAAGGAUGUUGCAUGGACUGAGAUGGAAUCGGGAGUCAAGGGACUGAAAGAAGUGUUCUUUGUUGUGCCCACUCAUCUCAUUCCUGGCAUUGCUGGGAAGGUGGAUGAGUCUAUCGGCUUUCGCCCAGCUCGAGGAAGUGGCCUGACUUCUGGUCAGGUCAAAGUCAAGAGCAAUCUCCAGAAGGAAGUCGACUUGAUUGAGGCAGGCGGCGUCCUGCCAUACUGCUCGGUCGACGACAGCAUGAACAAUUGGUCUGGAUACAACAAACCAGAAUUCAAGUUUGUUACGUUCACACCAAAGUCUCGCAUUGGUGGCAAGAUCUUUGACUCGAUGAUCGUCUCUUCUGAUGGCCUUCCCAGGAUCAACGGCAGAGAUUGGAAAUUCAUCAAGGAUGUUGAGCGAAAGUCAGGAUGUCAUAUGGAGAUCCCUAAACGUGACUAUCCAACUCAACCAUCGCGAGAGAUCGGGCUCUAUGGCACAAGAGCUGCCAUUGACAAGGCCAUCAAACUCAUCCAGGGUGAAUUAGAGCGUUUAUCAGGAACUAAUUGGACUAAGCCCACAUAUGUUAAGAUCGCACCUGGCUACUCGACAAAGCUUGGCUUGGAGUUUUACCACCCUCAAGCUGCAGCCACCAAGUAUUGAGCGGGAGCCUGAUGAUUGAUUUGAUCCACAGCAUAUGGAGGAGCGAACACUCUACUUGAGAAGCUGUCUCGUUUCAUUUCGCAUUGAUGGCAUCGGCGGCGAGAUUCAUCUGGUGAGCGGUUGUCCUUUGCGACACAUUACAUUUCACUUCACAUUCUUCUGUCGCCUGGCGCAGGCAUUGGGUAACAAAUUAAGAAGAGUAGGGUUGUGGGGGUCUUGUCGCGCAAACACUAGUGAUUUUCCAUCAUUUCUUUGCGGUAUCAGUUAUCAGAGGGUCUUCUCCGCGUUACCUUUGCUUGGUGUGUCUGCCAGCCAGGCUAUUGUUGUGAUCCACCAUCAUUCACGUCGACCAACCGGUUGACUAUCUUUUUCGCAUCUAACCUACGUGAAAUCACUGAGAUGCCCGUGAUUGUAUCUUAGCCAUUGGGAAGUCCUAAUGCUUCGCCUCAAUGAUAG